CGUUCAGCCCCUCCCCUCACGCACGCCCGGCCCAUACCCGGGUUCCGCUACACUCGCGAACCUUAACCUCGAUCCCGAGCUUGCAGACAUGGCGAACCAGGUGAUCAAGUGUAAGGCUGCAGUCGCCUGGGAGGCCGGAAAGCCCCUCUCCAUAGAGGAGAUAGAAGUGGCCCCUCCAAAGGCUCAUGAAGUUCGAAUUAAGAUCAUUGCCACUGCGGUCUGCCACACUGAUGCCUAUACCCUGAGCGGAGCCGAUCCUGAGGGGUGCUUCCCAGUGAUCUUGGGACAUGAAGGUGCUGGAAUUGUGGAAAGUGUUGGCGAAGGGGUAACUAAGCUGAAGGCAGGGGACACUGUCAUCCCGCUCUACAUACCACAGUGUGGAGAAUGCAAGUUUUGUCUGAAUCCUAAAACAAACCUUUGCCAGAAAAUAAGAGUCACUCAGGGGAAAGGAUUAAUGCCGGAUGGCACUAGCAGAUUUACCUGCAAAGGAAAGUCAAUUUUUCACUUCAUGGGAACUAGCACGUUUUCCGAGUACACAGUUGUGGCUGACAUCUCUGUGGCUAAAAUUGACCCUUCGGCCCCUUUGGAUAAAGUCUGCCUUCUCGGCUGUGGCAUCUCCACUGGCUACGGAGCUGCCGUCAACACUGCCAAGGUCGAGCCCGGUUCUACCUGUGCAGUCUUCGGCCUGGGCGGAGUUGGCCUGGCGGUGAUCAUGGGCUGCAAAGUAGCUGGUGCGUCCCGGAUCAUUGGUGUCGACAUUAAUAAAGAUAAAUUCGCAAAGGCCAAAGAAUUUGGAGCCUCUGAAUGUAUCAGCCCCCAAGAUUUCAGUAAACCCAUCCAGGAAGUCCUCAUUGAGAUGACAGAUGGGGGAGUGGACUACUCCUUCGAGUGUAUUGGCAACGUGAAGGUCAUGAGAUCAGCCCUUGAGGCAGCCCACAAAGGCUGGGGUGUCAGUGUGGUGGUUGGUGUAGCUGCUUCAGGUGAAGAAAUCUCCACUCGUCCAUUCCAGCUGGUGACGGGACGCACGUGGAAAGGCACUGCCUUUGGAGGAUGGAAGAGUGUGGAGAGUGUCCCAAAGCUGGUGUCUGAAUAUAUGUCCAAAAAGAUAAAAGUGGAUGAAUUCGUGACUGGCACUCUGUCCUUCGACCAAAUUAACAAAGCCUUUGAUCUGAUGCACUCAGGCAAAAGCAUUCGAACUGUUCUGAAGAUGUAAAUUCUGAAGAGAACACUGUCCAUCCUGCACUCUUUCCUGUGAUUGGAUAGAAUCAGACGGGAUUUACAAGCUAACCGCCUCUUAGACUUCAGAAACGACUAGAAGGAAUGUGUGUAAUCUCGGCUGUAAUCAUGAACAAGGCAAAUAAGUCAUCGUGGUUUUCUGAACCAUCCACAUAAAUAAUUGCUGCUCAUCAAUGCAACAUUUUAACAUAAUAAAAAUACUUUCUGCA
Messenger RNA from Apodemus sylvaticus (European woodmouse), 1445 nucleotides. It is a transcript of the gene Adh5, whose product is annotated as alcohol dehydrogenase 5 (class III), chi polypeptide. The coding region runs from base 89 to 1213 and encodes 374 amino acids. Lineage: Eukaryota; Metazoa; Chordata; Mammalia; Rodentia; Muridae. Gene Ontology annotation, biological process: formaldehyde catabolic process. The transcript has 9 exons. The record is from RefSeq and is a predicted model, not a curated record. Gene Ontology annotation, cellular component: cytosol. Gene Ontology annotation, molecular function: S-(hydroxymethyl)glutathione dehydrogenase [NAD(P)+] activity; zinc ion binding.